Molecule: messenger RNA, 507 nt
Organism: Rotaria sp. Silwood2
Lineage: Eukaryota; Metazoa; Rotifera; Eurotatoria; Philodinida; Philodinidae
Source: the annotation of a GenBank genome assembly
AUGGAACAUAUUUAUCUUACAACCGGCGAAAUAUCUACUCUAGAAGAAAAUACAAUAGGUCAAGCAUCGUCUAAUGCUUGGCAUGAGGCUAGGCAAUAUCGUAUUUCAAGUACGAAUGUUCAUUUAAUCUCCACUCGAAAACAAGAUUUUGAAAGUCUAACACAAACAAUCAUUGACCAACGAGAGAAAAAUCUACAUUCUAAUUUCGCUGUUCGACACGAUGAAAUAUGUUCAACCACAUAUCCAUGUGGAUUGGUCAUUGAUUCAACAGCACCACAUAUAUGUUGUAGUCCUGAUGCUCUUUUAAUAGAAACGUCAAAUAAUAACAAAUCGUACGGCAUAUUGGAAUGUAAAUGCGUGUUUGGUGAACUUAAUGCAACAUGGGAUGACCUCAUUUUUACCAGCGAAAAUUUUUGCCUUGAACAAUAUCAUGGUAGAUUACGGUUACGUCCUAGCAAGGGGGAAUCAGCAGAGACUUCAGCCGUGAAGUCUCAUGAAGUCUUGUAA